AUGGCACCCAGACCGAUCCACUACCAUCUUCCAUUGUUCCCUGGAUUCCAACUGCUAGAUGUAGCGGCCCCACUCGACAUUCUCAAUAUCCGCACACAGUACCCUGACACGGCGGGCAUCACCCUGACGGUCUCAGCCGCAACUCUAGACCCAGUCUCAGUGAAGCCAGUCCCGCCUCCACAAGCCAACUGGAAAUUUGAUAUCCCUACCUCAAGCAUCAACACGGCUUGCAACCAACAUAUGGUGCCACAAUGUACUUUUGCUGAUGUGAUUUCCGCCCUGAAAGCGGGGAAGGUUGCCAAUGAUGGAAGUAGUUACAUCAAGCCUGUCGAUGUGUUGAUUAUCCCUGGAGGACCGGGGACGAGGCUGGAUCGAAUUUACGCCAACGGUACUACAUCUGGAAAAUGCAAAGUCUCCAACACGAAGGAAGUCCAGGACUUUAUCGUCGAUCUUGCGCCAUUUGUUCGGCACAGUGUCAUCACUAUCUGCACGGGCAGCCAUGUCCUUUCCCAAACAGGUCUAUUGAACGAUCUCCAGGCAACCACCAACUCAGCUCGCUAUGAAGAUGUCACCGGGUUAUCACACGCAGUGAACUGGCAGCCCAACAAACGGUGGUUGCGGGAUACUAUACCCAAGCAUGCAGGGUCUGGAUCAUCACUGCUGCCUGGAAUCGAGAUUUGGUCAUCCGCCGGAAUCACAGCAGGGAUCGACGUUAUGUUGGAGUUCAUCUCAGCGCACUAUGGUGGGAUUGAAAUCGGCACACAGACUGCAAAACGGAUGGAAUAUCGGUGGGAGCGGGAACGGGACGCCUCGUAUUUUUUGUGA
Molecule: messenger RNA, 825 nt
Organism: Penicillium soppii
Lineage: Eukaryota; Fungi; Ascomycota; Eurotiomycetes; Eurotiales; Aspergillaceae
Exons: 1
Coding region: 1-825 (274 amino acids)
Source: RefSeq, a predicted model, not a curated record